AUGGUGCAACAACUGAGCGAUGAGGUCUUCGAACAAGGUAGCAUCCGGUAUCUCUAUGUAUACCCUCGACAGCAUAAUAUCAUCCUGGGCAAAUGCCAGGAGGAUUUGGUACCUUUGGUCAUGGCUGAACCUCCCUAUCUUCUUGAAGGCCGUACCCAAGGGAGCCCAAUCUAUGUGUCAGUGCCAGUCUCGGCUGUCGCAGUCAGACUCGUCUAUGAAGACCAGCUGAAGAGAACUACUAAGCAGAGAGCUUAUACAGAAAUCAGUCAUUUCAUCUCUGUACAUAUCAGGCUCCAAGCUAGCUUAGCUAGUAAUACUUCCACCAUGGAUGGUGUUCGACACAGCUCGGCUUCGACCGACGUCCGUCUUGGAGGCCGUGGUCCUUCCGAAAUAUCGAAAUAUGUUGCGUAUUCUGCGUAUGUCGCUUUCGCUGCACCCCAUUUUGCGAGCUAUGGCCCUUGUUUUGAUCGGUCAACAAUCAUGGCUUCAACCACAGCAUACUGGGAUGCCGACAGAUGCGGCGCUAUGACUUCGUGGCCGCCAAUGAUCGAUUUCGUUACGGAUUACUUCCCCUUCGUGUUCCAUAUCGUCACAAUGCAGGAUGACAUGACAGGCUCACGUCCCUGUGUGCCUCCGCUAAACCACAAGACCACAAGCGCCGAAGCUGCUCCUGUUGUGGCUUGGGAAGUCCAGGCACCCUUGCAGAUAGCCACGUGGGUUUCGCUUGAAGAACCUGAAGGCGACGAAGUCGGUGGGUCAUCUUGCCGAAGUGAGGUCCUCUUCUCCAGCGGUCACCAUACUAGAAGGCAGUCGCUCGCCGUCAUCGUCAGCUUGGAGAUUGACAACCGCUCCGACCUCGCGUCUUCUGUUUGCACCAUCGCGCUGAAGUUCUACAGCUCGGUCAGCGAUGACUAA
Messenger RNA from Verticillium dahliae VdLs.17, 915 nucleotides. RefSeq lists its product as uncharacterized. The record is from RefSeq and is a predicted model, not a curated record. Lineage: Eukaryota; Fungi; Ascomycota; Sordariomycetes; Glomerellales; Plectosphaerellaceae. The transcript has 3 exons. Bases 1 to 915 code for a protein of 304 amino acids.